Messenger RNA from Phycodurus eques (leafy seadragon), 2280 nucleotides. Its product is annotated as rho guanine nucleotide exchange factor 7. Lineage: Eukaryota; Metazoa; Chordata; Actinopteri; Syngnathiformes; Syngnathidae. The record is from RefSeq and is a predicted model, not a curated record. The coding region runs from base 181 to 1368 and encodes 395 amino acids. The transcript has 11 exons.
UAGAGAUUAGCAGCUGCUCCUCCUCCUAUUCUCCUCUACCCAAUAUCCUUUUUUGGGCCCUUCUUGUGUGUUUGUGCCUGUUUUGAAUGUGGCAAACACACAGUGAGGAGAUGGUGCUCACAGUGUUGUGUAGGAUCUGACAGGGUGAGGGCAAGAAAGGAGGAGAAAACCUGGUCCAUAAUGGGAUGCUGCAGUUUGACCCAGAGGCACACCGGUGUGGAUGAGGUGGGUCCUGAUGAGAUCGAGCUCCUGGAACUCUCUGGAGACCAUUUAGGGGUGUGGAGUUUGGGAGCGACUAGGCUUCAAUUGUCAGCGAGGAGCAGCAGAGAAGACAAGCCGCCGCCAUCACAGCACACUUCAGUACCACACCUGGAGCAGGAACUUACUCAUACUGCGGUGCUGUGGGGCAAGAGCAGAGACGAACUGCACCAGAGGAUCUACUCCCAGCAGCCAAUCAGAGGCUGGGAGGGUCGACCUGCUCACAUGUAUGGAGAGAUCGUACACUCCUCCCUUGCGUGUCUGCACUGCAAAUACCCUCAGGAGAAACGUGAGCAUUUCCUGGUUUUAUUCUCUUUCCACCUGCUGCUCCUCUCCCUGGAUCACACACAGAAAGACUUCAUUUAUGAGGGCAUGCUUCCACUUUCCGGUCUUUCGUUUCAGGUCAUCCCUAUGGUGCGUGACCUCUCUCAGUCACCUCACAUGUUUGAGAUCAGCAGUUCAAUGUUGGAACCUAAGAUCUUCAUAUGCUCUAAUGCUGCAGAAUUACAGACAUGGAUGAAAUACAUAAAAGACAGGAGAUCCAAGUCUAUUACUCAACCAAUGAGUCCUUCUCACUGUGCUCUUUCCUUUCUGCUGCCUUGUGAUGAGCACUGGAAAAGAGAGGAGCUGAAGAAAUACUUGAUACAUGCUCCUAUAUGGGAGUGGGAGGGUUCGCCUAUACAACACAUGGGCCCGCCAGGAUACAUCUCAGUGGUCCAUAUCAUCAACACACAAAGACAGGGCCUCCAAGAAAGACUGAUGAUUCUCUUCCCUCAAGACAUCCUGCUGCUGUCAGUGGACAACAAGCAACUCAAUAUCACAUACCAGGGCAGGCUGCCCCGUCAAGGUGUCAAAGCCACAGAGAAAUCAGCUCGACCGGGACGACUUGAGUUUGAGCUACGAGGAGAGCUGGUGGAGCCUCUGCAGGUCUUGUGUACCUGCCUGGAAGAUUAUAAGAACUGGAUCUUUCAUUUACAGCAGCCAAUCCCAGACAGAAGCGUCCACACUGCUGUGACUCCCACUGCACCAACACUCAUACCAAAACUGCCCAGAGGCCACAAGGAGGCGAUCAUCACUACUGACCAAUAUUAUGUCAAUGGACGCAGUUGAAUGCAGAAUAGUUUUGCUUCGACUGUAUGUGCAGCUCAAAAAUAAAACUUGUUUAGAUGUUGUGGACAGGUACAUUAGUUGUUACAAAAAGGGGGAAAUGGUUGAAAAAAGAGUGAUGCCUUCUCAAACUAAUUUUGUUUUUGUUACAUGAAGGUUUUUUUGUUUUGUUUGUUUUUUUACUUUUUCUAAGAUAUAAAUUGCUUUAGGACAAAAUAAAUAUUAUAGUUCCAUCCAGCCAAAUAUAGUAUUUCUGAUCAGAGUACUGUAUGCUAAAACGUUAUUUCUCAUUUACAAAAAUUAGAACUAAUGCAUAAAGUCAAUGAUGGUGUGUAUAUACAGUGCUUAACAAAUUUAUUAAAGCCACAACCCAAUGAAAUGUUUAAGCCACAGAUGCACAGCAUUGGUAUAAUCAAAAUCAUUUUUUUGAUUGAUUUUUUUGUUAUCACUGUUUCUAUAACAGUUAAAUCAAGUUUUUAUAUAGCCCUUAAUUACAGUCGUGGUCACGGUUAUUAGCACCCCUUAAUUUUGUGUUUCUUGGAUCCAUCUGUAAGAUUUUUGCACUUCUCAUGUAAUAUUUUCUCCUACUCUUCCUUUGCAAUUUGUUCAAGCUCUUGAACAUUUGCAGGGUUCUUUUCCGCAAUGGCAGAUUUCAGCUCCCCCGAACGUUUUUCAAUUGGAUUGAGAUCAGGACUCUUUGCUGGCCAUUUUAAAACAAUUUUUUUCCUUUUCAACUGUGCUUUGGGUCUUUGUCUUGCUGGAGGACCCAUGAUCUUCACUUCAAACCAAGUUUUCUUACACUGGGUAAGACAUUUCCCUUUAGAAUCUCUCUAACUUUUCUUAUUUCAUGAUACCUGUGACACAAUCGAGGGCUCCUGUACCAAAUGGAGCAAAGCAGCCCCACAGUAUUAUGGA